AUGAGUAAUUAGGAUAGUGAACCCGAAAUCGAUGACUCAGAUUUGGAAGGAAAUUCAGUCAGCCAAUCACCAUAUGACAAUCCCAUAGACGACCAGGAGGAUGAAAUGGACACUUCUCAAUCAGAUGGUAUUGUUACUAAUUCAUACUUCCAAAUAGUUUAGAAAUCAGUCACUUCUGACUCAAGCGAUGAUGAAGACGAGAAUCAAAUAAUUCGAACCGGGGCUAUGAUCUAAUAGAGCAAAGGAAGGAAAGUCUUGAAGAAUGAAAGAAUUACUCCUCCCUUUUUAACUAAAUAUGAGCGUGCCAGAGUUAUAGGAACACGAGCUUUGCAAAUCAGCAAGAACAGUCCUAUAUACGUUGAUCCAAGUAUUCAAAGACAUUGACUUAUUAUAGAGGAGACAACUGACCCCAUAUAGGUGGCUUAAUAAGAGUUGAAUGAGAACAAAAUACCUUUCAUAAUUAGAAGAUAUCUGCCAAAUGGAAAUUUUGAAGACUGGGAACUUUAAGAGUUAGAACGCUUGGACUGACACAUAUUGUAUGAAUAUAAUUUUAGUCAAAGUGCAUUAUUUUUAUCA
This is a messenger RNA of Paramecium octaurelia, 576 nucleotides long. The record is from the annotation of a GenBank genome assembly. Lineage: Eukaryota; Ciliophora; Oligohymenophorea; Peniculida; Parameciidae.